Molecule: messenger RNA, 442 nt
Organism: Racocetra fulgida
Lineage: Eukaryota; Fungi; Glomeromycota; Glomeromycetes; Diversisporales; Gigasporaceae
Source: the annotation of a GenBank genome assembly
GUUCAACCAAAUCCGGAUGCUAAACAUGAUAACGAUAAGCCAGUUACAUCACCCCCAUAUAACCCUCCUCCUCAUACCGGUAAAACCGAAACUAUACAAAAUCCUGUCCAUAAAACCAGAACUACCAUACCGUCAGACUACGAUAGUAAAACAAUAACUGCAUUCGUAACUAAAGUAGUUACAGUAACCGUUACAGUAUAUGUUCCAGGCUAUACAACUACUCUUACUGAUUACAAGAAUGGUGAACCAAUAUCCUAUGAAACUUACUAUCCACCAAGUACUAAGAUUAUCUUGGAAACUGUCACUUCUGUUGCACCCGCUGGUUUUGAAUUUGAAGAGAGUAAAGAGAGUAAAGCAAUAAAAUUAGGUCAUUAUGGUUUGUUUAAUCGGAAUAAUGAUGGUUUAGUUAGUGUAGUUUUAAGUUUAUGGGUUGUAAUGUGGA